AUGUUGUCAAAAGUUCUACUUUUAUUGUUUGCGACAGCGUUUGUGCUCACAGUUUGUGAGCCCAUUGCUAACCCGGACCCUGAGCCGGAACCAGCAGCUUUGGCUGAAGCUGAACCUGAAGCCGAGGCCGAACCCAUAGCCUUGCCAGACCCAUUCGCGUAUGCGAAUGCGCUAAAAUCCGGAAGCAGUGGGAGUGGAUCAGGUGGCUUGGGAAAUUCAUUCAAAUCGGCCAAACGAAGCAGAGCAAGCAGCCUUCAAAAGAACAAACGUAUUAAAGUUAUUGUUACGAAAUCCAGAGGCUCAUCGUCGUCAUGCAAAUCAUGUAAAAAGCCGAAGAAGUGUGGGUCAAAGAAAUGCAAACGCAAAAAGAAGAGCAAGAGCAAGAACAAGAAACGUAAGAACAAGAAACUUAAGAACGAGAAACGUAAGAACGAGAAACGUAAGAACGAGGAAUGUAAGAACGAGGAAUGUAAGAACGAGGAACGUAAGAACGAGAAACGUAAGAACGAGAAACGUAAGAACGAGAAACGUAAGAACGAGAAACGCAAGGGCAAAAACCGCAACGGCAAAAAACGAAGAAGUCGAGGAGGAUGCAAGGGCAAAAAAUGUUUC
Molecule: messenger RNA, 612 nt
Organism: Sitodiplosis mosellana (orange wheat blossom midge)
Lineage: Eukaryota; Metazoa; Arthropoda; Insecta; Diptera; Cecidomyiidae
Exons: 2
Source: RefSeq, a predicted model, not a curated record